UCCGAGCCCGGGCGUCAGCUGCUGAGGGCCGUCGGUCUCUAAACGCUAGUUUCUCGACGGAGGCCUGCCGUUUGCUCCGGAGUCCCGGGAAUGGGAGUGCGAGGUCCAGGCUGGACAGGCGAGACUCGUUUCCUUCGGUCCGCAAAGCGGAUUUUUGCCAUCCAAGAGCAACACCAGGAGGAGAAAGUAAAAAUGACUGUUGAACUAGUGAAAGCCAUGCCACAGGACUUGGUGACAUUCAAGGAUGUAGCAAUAGACUUUUCCCAGGAGGAAUGGGAAUGGCUGAACCCUACUCAGAGGAGUUUAUACAAGAGUAUGAUGUUGGAGAACUAUCAGAGCCUAGUAUCACUGGGACUUUGCAUUUCUAAGCCAUAUAUAAUCUCCUUAUUGGAGCAAGGGAAAGAGCCCUGGAAAGUGAAGAGUGAGAUGACAAGAGGCCCAUUCCUGGAUUGGGAAUCUAUAUAUGAGACACAAGAAUUAUCUCUGAAGCAGGCCAUGUAUAAUGAAGCGUUAUUGAAGAGAAUUACAAACUAUGGCCUUGAGUGCUCCACUUUCAGAGAAGAUUGGAAAUGUGAAGAUCUUUUAGAGGGGCAGAUGGUAAGUCAAGAAACAGGUAUCAGGCGAGAAGCAAACACUCAUGAAGAAAUCCUCACUAAGAAAAUAGACUACAAAUAUAACAAAUCUGGGAAAUGUGUCCAUCUAAACAAUAUAGAGGAGCAUGUUCAUAAUCACAAGUCAGAUAAGAAAAGCUUUACCAAAAAUUCAAGGAUAAUGAAACAACACAAGGGAAUCUAUACAGCAAAAAAACUUUUUAAAUGUAAUGAAUGUGAGAAAACCUUCACUCAGAGCUCUUCCCUUAGUGUUCAUCAGCGAAUUCACACUGGUGAAAAACCAUAUGAGUGUAAAGAAUGCGGAAAAGCCUUCAACCAGAGUCAACACCUUGCUCAACAUCAGAGAAUACAUACUGGAGAAAAACUCUUUGAAUGUAAGGAAUGUAGGAAAGCCUUCAGCCAAAAUGUACACCUUAUCCAACAUCAAAGAAUUCAUACUGGAGAAAAACCAUAUAAAUGUAAGGAAUGUAGAAAAGCCUUUAGCCAGCCAGCACACCUUGCUCAGCAUCAGAGGAUUCAUACUGGAGAGAAGCCCUAUGAAUGUAGGGAAUGUGGGAAAGCCUUCAGCGAUGGCUCAUCUUUUGCUCGACAUCAGAAGUGUCACACCAGCAAAAGACCCUAUGAAUGUAUUGAAUGUGGAAAAGCCUUCAGGCAGAACACAUCCCUUAUUCGUCACUGGAGGUAUUAUCAUACUGGAGAGAAACCCUUUGAUUGCAUUGAUUGUGGGAAAGCCUUUAGUGAUCACAUAGGACUUAUUCAGCAUAGGAGAAUUCAUACUGGAGAGAAACCCUACAGAUGUAAUGUGUGUGGAAAAACCUUCAGCUAUGGCUCAUCCCUUACUGUCCAUCAGAGAAUUCACACAGGAGAGAAACCUUAUGAAUGUGAUGUUUGUGGGAAAGCCUUUAGCCAUCAUGCAUCACUCACUCAGCAUCAAAGAGUACAUUCUGGAGAGAAACCGUAUGAAUGUAAGGAAUGUGGGAAAGCUUUUAGGCAGAGUAUACACCUUGCUAGUCAUUUGAGAAUUCAUACUGGUGAAAAACCUUAUGAGUGUAAGGAGUGUGGAAAAGCUUUUAGCAUCGGUUCACAGCUUGCUACUCAUCAGAGAAUUCAUACUGGAGAGAAACCUUUUGAAUGUAAGGAAUGUGGUAAAGCUUUCAACCAGAGGGCACACCUUGCCCAACAUCACAAAAUUCAUACUGGAGAAAAACCUUACGAGUGUAAGCAAUGUGGUAAAGCCUUCAGUCAGACUGCCCGCCUUAUUCAACAUCAGAGAGUUCAUACUGGAGAGAAACCCUAUAAAUGUACUGAAUGUGGAAAAGCUUUCAGUGAUAGCUCAUCCCGCACUCAGCAUUGGAGACUUCAUACUGGUCAAAGGCCUAUGAAUGUAUUCAAUGUAGGAAGACAUUCAGAACAAUGUCAUCCCUUAUUUGUCAUCAAAGAUGCCAUACUGGAGAGAAACCUUAUGAAUGCAGUACGUGUGGCAGAGCCUUUAGCCAUCGUCAAUCCCUUACCGUUCAUCAAAGAACUCAUUCUGGAGAGAAACCUUAUGAAUGUAAGGAAUGUGCACAAACCUUCAGCCAGAUGGGACACCAUAACCUACAUAGAAGAAUUCAUACUGGAGAGAGAUCUCAUGAAUGUAAAGAAUGUGGAAAAGUCUUCCAACAGAGUGCACACCUUGCUUAUCAUCAGCGAGUUUGUAAUAUAGGGCCAUCUCAGGCAUCCAGCUCUUUCUCACCCUCUGUGUCACCAAGUCCUGCAGAUAUAUGUGCUGAAUAUUUUUGGAAUUCAUCCAAUUCUUUCAACUCUCAUUCCUCUACCCCCA
This is a messenger RNA of Trichechus manatus latirostris (Florida manatee), 2433 nucleotides long. Its product is annotated as zinc finger protein 471-like. Lineage: Eukaryota; Metazoa; Chordata; Mammalia; Sirenia; Trichechidae. Gene Ontology annotation, biological process: regulation of DNA-templated transcription. The record is from RefSeq and is a predicted model, not a curated record.